Molecule: messenger RNA, 1841 nt
Organism: Ictidomys tridecemlineatus (thirteen-lined ground squirrel)
Lineage: Eukaryota; Metazoa; Chordata; Mammalia; Rodentia; Sciuridae
Source: RefSeq, a predicted model, not a curated record
AUGGCCACCCUGUAUCUGUUGUGUGCUGUGUGUUUUCCCAGCACUGCAAAGAAAGAAGACAUUAAGCUGAGCGUCCGGAAGCUGCUCAAAAGGCACAACAUCGUGUUUGGUGACUACACGUGGACCGAGUUUGAUGAACCUUUUCUGACCAGAAAUGUGCAGUCUGUGUCCAUUGUUGACACAGAACUGAAGGCUAAAGACCCCCAGCCCAUUGACUUGAGUGCCUGUGCGGUCGCGCUCCACAUCUUCCAGCUGAAUGAAGACGGCCCCAGCAGCGAGAACCUGGAGGAGGAGACAGAAAAUAUCAUCGCAGCAAACCACUGGGUGCUGCCUGCAGCUGAGUUCCACGGGCUCUGGGACAGCCUGGUGUACGACAUGGAGGUCAAGUCGCACCUCCUGGAUUACGUGACGACGACCUUGCUGUUCUCAGACAAGAACGUGGACAGCAACCUCAUCACCUGGAACCGCGUGGUGCUGCUGCACGGGCCUCCAGGAACUGGGAAGACGUCCCUGUGUAAGGCCCUGGCCCAGAAGCUCACCAUCAGACUGUCGAGCAGGUACCGGUAUGGCCAGCUAAUUGAAAUAAACAGCCAUAGCCUCUUCUCUAAGUGGUUUUCAGAAAGUGGCAAGCUGGUGACCAGGAUGUUCCAGAAGAUCCAGGACCUGAUUGAUGACAAGGAGGCGCUGGUGUUCGUGCUGAUUGACGAGGUGGAGAGUCUCACAGCAGCACGCAGUGCCUGCAGGGCUGGUGCCGAGCCCUCGGAUGCUAUCCGCGUGGUCAACGCCCUCUUGACCCAGAUCGAUCAGAUCAAAAGACCUGAUUUGUAUUUGGCCUUUGUUGGCCUUGCGCCCUGUGUAACUGUGUGCCUCUGUCCCCAGUGCCAGAUCAUAUACCCCCGCCAGCAGCUUCUGACUCUCCGAGAGCUAGAGAUGAUCGGCUUCAUUGAAAACAACGUGUCCAAGUUGAGCCUCCUUCUGAGUGAAAUUUCAAGGAAGAGCGAGGGCCUGAGUGGCCGGGUCUUGAGGAAGCUCCCUUUCCUGGCUCAUGCACUAUACAUCCAGGCCCCCACCGUCACCAUCGAGGGCUUCCUCCAGGCGCUGUCUCUGGCGGUGGACAAGCAGUUUGAAGAGAAGAAGAAGCUCUCACCCUGUAUUUGACCCUGGGUGGCAUGUCUGUCUCAGCUGCCCUCUGGAACCCACUGACCUACCUGGGUGCACAGCCCAGAGCUCGGGCACAGGUGCCUCGUCGGAGCCAGGACCUGUUCUUGUCAUCUAAAUGCGUGUCAGAGGCAAGCAGCCUGUUCUCUUCGUUGUUUUUAGAAGAUAGUUCAAGUUCCGUUGGCCUCUUUGUAAAGAACUGUCUCCAUGUGUCUGUUUCCAUCCUGUCUGGCCAGUCAGACGCAGGGUGCUCACCAGAGCUGUUGAGAGAAGGGAAGUGGAGCAGGCCUGACCCUAAGCCAGCACAGAGGUGGGAGGGCCCAGCCACCUUCCAACCUGAGUGAUUUAACGGGUCAAGAAAACUGUUCCCAUGUAGCAGAAGUUGGGAAGGAGAUUCCAGGCAGGAAGCCUUGCGUGGCCAGGCGCUGCCUGUUGGAGGGCACCGUGCAAAUGCUCCUGGCCAAGCACCCUACCCUGGCUGAGCCUGCUGGUGCAGGGCGGCAGGUGAGGUCCUGCAGGCUGGCUUGCUCUGUGGCGACGGGAGGCAAGCGGGUGGGUAAUGGAGUGCUCCGUGAAAGCUCGUCUUGCUCCUGUCUUGGGCCAGAAUGUUGAUGUGGCGUCUGCCUAGAAAGCAGGUGUUACCUGUUAUCGUGGAAUUUCUGAAACAUCGUCUGCUGUCAGAA